Messenger RNA from Poeciliopsis prolifica (blackstripe livebearer), 4224 nucleotides. It is a transcript of the gene kpna1, whose product is annotated as karyopherin alpha 1 (importin alpha 5). Bases 98 to 1714 code for a protein of 538 amino acids. Gene Ontology annotation, cellular component: nucleus; nucleoplasm; cytoplasm. The transcript is spliced from 14 exons. Gene Ontology annotation, biological process: postsynapse to nucleus signaling pathway; NLS-bearing protein import into nucleus. The record is from RefSeq and is a predicted model, not a curated record. Lineage: Eukaryota; Metazoa; Chordata; Actinopteri; Cyprinodontiformes; Poeciliidae. Gene Ontology annotation, molecular function: nuclear import signal receptor activity; protein binding.
UAUUGCGCAUGCGUACUGGUUGACAUACCGGCGACGGUAGUUCGACGGUGGCCUAGCGAAUACAGGGGAUUACGAGCCCAAUCUGACAGGGUACACCAUGAGUCAGAGUAAGGACAAUGCAAGACUCAAGAGCUACAAGAACAAGUCUCUCAACACAGAUGAGAUGAGGAGGAGGAGGGAAGAGGAAGGUCUGCAGCUCCGCAAACAGAAGAAGGAUGAACAACUUUUUAAAAGGAGAAAUGUUGCCACUGUGGAGGACGAUGGAGCCCUGGAGGAUGAUGGAAUGGCCGACAGCGGCUACCUGGAAUCACAGGCGAACAACCUGGAUCCACUCAUGGGUGGGGUCAUCUCUGAAGACAUGAUUCAGAUGAUCUUCUCCAGUUCUCCAGAGCAGCAGCUAAUAGGCACUCAGCGCUUUAGGAAACUCCUUUCUAAAGAACCAAACCCACCCAUUGAUGAAGUUAUUGCUACUCCAGGGGUUGUGGAGCGUUUCGUUGAAUUUCUGAGGAGGAGAGAAAACUGUACACUGCAGUUUGAGGCUGCGUGGGUCUUGACCAACAUUGCUUCAGGUACAUCCCAUCAAACGCGCGUUGUGAUCCAGGCAGGGGCCGUGCCCAUAUUCAUAGAGAUGCUCGCCUCAGACUUUGAGGACGUACAGGAACAGGCAGUGUGGGCCUUGGGAAACAUAGCAGGUGACAGCACAGAAUGCAGAGACUUUGUCAUAGACUGUAACAUUCUUCCCUCUCUGCUGCAAUUAUUGGCCAAACAAAAUCGUCUAACAAUGAUGAGGAACGCAGUGUGGGCGCUGUCCAACCUGUGCAGAGGAAAGAACCCACCUCCAGAUUUUGCCAAGGUAUCCCCGUGUCUCAGCGUGCUUUCCUGGCUGCUGUUUGUUAACGACACAGACAUCCUUGCUGAUGCAUGCUGGGCGCUCUCUUACCUUUCUGAUGGCCCCAAUGACAAGAUCCAGGCUGUUAUCGACUCAGGAGUCUGUCGAAGGCUUGUGGAACUGCUGAUGCACGCUGAUUAUAAGGUGGUGUCUCCUGCACUGAGAGCUGUUGGAAACAUCGUCACUGGAGAUGAUCUGCAGACACAAGUGAUUCUGAACUGUUCAGCACUGCAGUCUUUACUUCACCUGCUGAGCAGCCCCAAGGAGUCUAUUAAGAAGGAAGCUUGUUGGACAAUCUCCAACAUCACUGCAGGGAAUCGAGCACAAAUACAGAUGGUGAUAGACGCGGGUCUGAUGCCUCCUCUCAUCAGUAUUCUGCAAGUAGCUGAGUUUCGCACAAGAAAGGAGGCAGCGUGGGCUAUUACCAACGCCACCUCCGGCGGCUCUGCAGAGCAAAUAAGGCAUCUGGUGGAACUUGGCUGUAUAAAACCUCUGUGUGACCUUCUCACACUGAUGGAUUCCAAAAUAGUCCAAGUGGCUCUAAAUGGUCUAGAAAACAUCCUGCGACUGGGAGAGCUGGAGGCCAAGAGAGGAGGAGGCAUUAACCCGUACUGUGCUCUCAUCGAAGAGGCCUAUGGCCUGGACAAAUUAGAGUUCCUGCAGGGUCACGAGAACCAGGAAAUCUACCAGAAAGCCUUCGACCUGAUCGAGCGCUACUUCAACACCGAAGACGAGGACCCUUCGCUGGCUCCGGCCGUCGACCUGCAGCAGCAGCAGUUCCUCUUCCAGCAGUGCGAGGCUCCGAUGGAGGGCUUCCAGCUAUAAUGCUAAAAAUCUCCCCCAAGCUCCAGCUUCACCUUCAUCUACGCUCACGUCUCAGUCGCUGCCCACAGCCAAGACCCAGAGUGACAAACAGCCCUGCUCCUCCCCUUUCCCAGCGAGAUGGAUUCAAUCAUCAUCUUGAUCGUUAUCAUACUACGUAACAGUGAAGAAGCACAUAUUUGUGCAUACAUCCAACAUGGGUCAAGUCUUGUCAGCCAGUUCAUCAAGGUUCACUUUAUUUUUCUGUUUUGUGCCGACUUCCUGGCCAUAGCUCCAGCAUCUCCUGUCAGACCAUUCCCAUACUCCUCAUCAGACAGAAGAACAUCCUUCUCCUUGUUGCCAUAGGAAUAGCAAGCACUCUCUCAGCCAAUGGGAGAAUUUGGACUGCCCUGCUUGUCUGAAGCAUUAAUGACUUGGAAGAUGGACAAAUAUUGACCCGGUUCCCCUUAAUUUGUCCUACAACACAGAGAAAGAUCCAACCUAAACAAUGGACUGACCCCGAGACAUUGACCUCAUCUUUGAGUGCAUCACUUGGACUGACUAAGAAAGGCACUUAACUUGAAAAAAAAAAUGGAGGAUUAGUUUCCUCAACUUUUCUCAGAAUCCACACAUAGACUCAAUUAGAAACUUGACUGUGUCGCUGCGCGGUGGAUUGCUCGCAUUCCCACCCUGAUCUCAUAUCAUUCCUUCUUACCAGUAUUGGGACUUUUCCACAUGCACUGGCUCCACCUUCAAGAGUUUAAACUGCCGCAUCUGAUUUAAAAACCCCAUGGAACCAUGGGAAUUGGAGUCUUCCCUCGCACUGAGACAAUUGGACUUGGACAAAACUAAACAGACUAUAUAGCCCUGGAUUCUGUCCAGCAGCAAGCCAGCGGGAUUUUCCGUUUUUGUUUUUUUUUUUUUUUUCCGUUUAUUAAACCGUUUCAUUUUAUUUGCAGCACUUUAGUUCUGGACUUUUGCCUGUUCAUCGACAGUAGUCUUUAUGUUUGCUAUUUAAGUUGUUUGAUGAUACGGCUCUUCCCUCAGGAAGCGAGAUGUAAAGAGUCCAGGCCCUCACUCCUGGUAUGACAAACGUUACACUGUUUACCCUUCUACCAAAGGGGAAUUCGAGCAGAUUGUGGACUGAAAUUGCCAGCAAACUCUUGUCAAAAAUUGGGAUUUUUUUUAUUCCCUCAGCAAAACUAAAACAACUCUGCAUUUGGUGAAUUGGCAGUUUUAAUCUUUGAGCAGUCUAACACGAAUCCAGAUAAAUGUUUGCUGUUUGAUUAUGCCAAAUCAAGACAUGUAUCAGACUGAAGAAUCAAGGUUGGUCUUUUUUUUUUUUAAUUGGGAGUUAGCAUCUUUAGUUGUUGGUGCCAUAAUCCCUAAUAUAUGAAAGUUUUUCCAUAAAACAUCAACAGAAAAAAAAGGAAGAAAAAAAAACAUCCAGAUUAAACUUGAAAAUCCUCAUGAUCAUUGUAGUUAGCACAACUGAAUGUUUGUUUACCAAGUACUCUUCUCAUGUUGCUUAAUUUUGUCAAAAGUCUCUUCAAGAGAUGACCAGCUCUUCGUGUUCAUUACUGUUUGUUGUACCAAGUUUGUGCAUCUGUUCUGUUCUGCCAUUUGCAUAAAAGUCAUUUCAGAAACUCCACAAACAGUGGCACGUGGAUCAGUUUCAUUGCUGCAUGUGAUUACCGUGUGUUUCGCCAAGGUAGAAAAUGUUCAUUUCAGUUUUAUUCAGUAAUUUUCUCAUAAAUGCUUGUUUGAAAUUGUAAUAGAGAGACUAUAAUCUCGUGUUUUUUCAAAUAGUCCGACAUCAAAAUCAUAAAAUUCAUGUUCAGUUUGAGUAAAACCUCCCAGGUAAGUUUAUUAAUUAAUAGAACAUAUCUGAAGAACAAUUACUUUAUGAACGAGAACAAGACAAAGAACCCAAUUACACUGGAUCUACUGUCUCUAUUAAAUUUUCAAAGUAAAUACAGGUAUGUAUAAACAAAGGGAACAGUAAAUUUUGCAUUUAUCCAGUGAGAAAAGUUUUAUUCUCCUUUCAUUUAAUUCCUCACUGCAACUCCAGGCUUGGUACCACUACAGAUUUCUCCUUUCCUCUGAGAACCCCAACUGUUUGGAAAACAGUCACUCCUUAAAUGUCUGGGGGUUUUUUUUUUCUACAGUUAGAUCUGCAAUGUGAGGCUAAUCGCCUGUUUGGCAAAAAGUCCCACUGAGUUCAAGUUCAGUGGAGGACUCUGGGAACUAGUCCAUAAGUUGAGAGCUUUGGUACAAACACUAAUUAGGCAAAAAUACAGUUGAUACCAUGUGUUUACAUGCAUGGAGAAAAAAGAAAAAACUAAAAAGACAACAACCUGUCCAGGUUUUUUUUUUUCCUCACUGACAAUGCAUCAAAAUAUUUCUAUUUGGCAACGCCAGAUGAUGAUGUUAAAUUGAGGCAAAAUUGUGGAUGUAUUUUAAAUGCCGAAAGCUGCUUUCUAAUGUAAUGACAUCAAAAAAUUUAAAAUAAAUCUAAGAUACCGGAAAAAUUA